AUGGUGAAUGUUGCAAGCGGCUACGACGAUUUACCGGUAAUCGUGAAUGAUGGUUUUCUGUGUCAGUACGAUGAUCGGAAACAACGAUUUAACGGUGAUCGGGAACGAUGCGGCAUGAUUUUCCUUUCGGCUGGCAUGAAUAUGGCCCUGGGAUUAGGCUGGUAUCACUAUAGCCUCUAUAAUUCGGCCAAACAUUUCUCAUACUCAUGGUUUAUAGGGGUUAUAAUUGGAAAUAUUUUAUCAGCACCCCUGGUCAAUUUUAUACCCAAGAAAUUUAUACUGGGCCUCUCCACGUUCCUUAUACUCCUCGAGGGUAUCCUCUUCACAAGUGCUCCACACCAUUAUGACAGCCUGAUGGCGGCCCGUUAUUUCAAUGGCAUUGGCGUCGGUUUGGCCAUUGUCCCCUUCCUGAUACAUGCCAGUGAGGUGUCGACCAAUGCAAAUCGUGGUUCGUACCUGGCCUUAGAACAAUAUUCUGUGAGUUUAGGCAUAGCCGUACAAAUGGUGUACGCCUCGUUAUGGAGUUACACGGUGGACUUCCCCAUCAAUUGUCUGCAUGGCAUACUCGACAUUUGCUUCGCUGUCCUCGCCUUCAUAUUUCUAUUUUAUUUCGUCGAGUCACCGGUAACUUAUAUACGCAAGGGAGAAGAUGGUUUGGCAUUGGAAUCAUUGGCUAAGCUAAGGCGUCCAGUAGGUGUAACCGCGGAGGUACGUGCCCUGUUCGAACAACAUAAGGCUUAUGUUAGCGACCAGGACAGCAUAACAAUGGCCGAAAGUUUACGUCAAGGCCUAUUGCCGUUGGUGAAAAUGAUCCUCUAUCGCAGUCUCAUGCUGGCCUUUUGCUAUUCCCUACCCCUUAAUGCUGCCCUACAAUUUAGUAUAGUAUUGAACGAUCAAUCGUGGGCUCCCACAACUGUUGGCUUUACACGAGCUUUGGGUUCCGUCCUUGCCAUAUGUCUAAUGAAUUAUGUCGAUCGUAAAAUUCCCUCAAUACUCUCCGCCAUUAUUGUGGGUGGUCUGCUGAUUGGAUUGGGUUUGAUUUUCCGCCAUACCGAGAGUAUUUUAAUAGCCAACGAAAUGACAACGGCAAUGAUACUUUGUAUUGUCCUACAAUUAUUUGGCGGAUACUUUGCACCUUACACUUCGGUAUAUUUGGCUGAGGCAUUCCCGCUGCGCAUGAAACCCUAUCUAAUGGACUGCUGUAUAAUUAUCGAACAAAUUCUGCACAUUAUUCUAAUUGAAACCUAUAAAUAUCUGUAUAUGGGUACUAAUCUGCUUGUUCAGGGUAUAAUUAUUAUGGCGAUAUUCUUACUAAUCGGUUUGACAAUGCCUGAGACGAGAAAGACAUCAUUGGCCGAGGCACAACGACGUUUUAGAAAAUGGAUAUAUAUUAUGUUGGAUAUUGAAGUUUAA
This is a messenger RNA of Musca vetustissima, 1413 nucleotides long. RefSeq lists its product as uncharacterized. Gene Ontology annotation, biological process: transmembrane transport. The transcript has 3 exons. The record is from RefSeq and is a predicted model, not a curated record. Gene Ontology annotation, cellular component: membrane. Bases 1 to 1413 code for a protein of 470 amino acids. NCBI's taxonomy places the organism in Eukaryota, Metazoa, Arthropoda, Insecta, Diptera, Muscidae. Gene Ontology annotation, molecular function: transmembrane transporter activity.